Populus trichocarpa (black cottonwood) is the source of this 2107-nucleotide messenger RNA. RefSeq names its product acidic leucine-rich nuclear phosphoprotein 32-related protein. Gene Ontology annotation, molecular function: histone binding. Bases 246 to 1652 code for a protein of 468 amino acids. NCBI's taxonomy places the organism in Eukaryota, Viridiplantae, Streptophyta, Magnoliopsida, Malpighiales, Salicaceae. Gene Ontology annotation, cellular component: nucleus. The transcript is spliced from 2 exons. The record is from RefSeq and is a predicted model, not a curated record.
GAGGAAGAGGAAGAGAAACAGAGAGUAGAAAAUCAAGUGUUAGUCCUUUAGCUUUCUAUUUCCCUUUUAACACCCCCCCCCCCCCCGCCCCCCCAAAAAAAAAAAAACUAUAUCACACAGCAAGAAAAUCCUGCAGCCUCAGAAAAAAAAUUUAGGGUUUGUAGCUACUGAAUCCGCUUUUGAUCUAGAAUGAAAUUAGUUUGAGAUUAAAAGGAGAUUUGGUGAUUAUUGUGGCUAAAUUUUUGAUGGAUGAGAUCUGGGAAAGAGCAGUGGAGACAGCAUUAGAGGGGCAAACAGAUAACUUAGCGGUAAGAGCCCUAACCCUAGACGGUGCUGUUAAGUGUAUACAAGGAAGAUUACCAGCAGCUCCAAGUUUAUUUGAAAAAUUCGAGAAUCUUCAACACCUAUCUAUUGCAAGUAUUGGCGUUUCAACGUUAGAGCAAUUUCCUCGUCUUGGAAAUCUAGAGAAAUUAAUUUUAUCUGAUAAUAGAAUCUCCGGUGGAUUAGAAUUUCUGGUGGAAGCUGGACUCGAUUCGCUUCGGGAUUUGGAUUUGUCAAAUAAUAGGAUUCAGUAUAUUGAAGAUCUAGCACCUUUGGCUAAGUUAAGGUUGGUUUCGCUUGAUUUGUAUGAGUGUCCGGUUACGAGAGUCAAGGAUUAUCGGGCUAGGGUUUUUGGAUUGAUUAGUUCGUUGAAGUAUUUGGAUAAAAUGGAUGCUGAGGAGAAUGAGAGACCGGAGUCUGAUGAUGAGGAGGAGGAAGAGGAGGAGGAGGAGGAGGAUCCUGGGAGUGGUGAGGUUGAUGGGGAGGGGGAAAGGCCGUUGGGAAUGAAUAACGGGCAUAGUGAAGUUGGGGAAGGGAUUGUUGAUGUGGAUGAGGAAGAGGAGAGCGAGGCGGAUGAGGAGGAGGCAGAGACGGGGAGAGAUGGUAAUGGGGUUAGACAGAAUGGGUUUCGGGUUGAGGUAGUGGACAGGAGGGGGGAGGAGGGAGGGGAGGGGGAGGAGUUUGGGGAAGAGGAAAUUGAUGAGGAUGAUGAUGAUGUGGUGGAAGUGCAUGAGAUUGGUGACGAUAGUGACGAGGAUGAUGAUGCUGUGGAGUAUGAGGAGGAGGAGGAGGACGACGACGAUGAUGACAACGAAGAUGAUGAUGAAGAAGAUGAAGAGGGGGAGGAGGAGGAGGUGGAUAAUGAUGAAGGGGAUCUUGGUGAGCCGGAGAGUACAGGAAGAUUAACGAGUACAGAGGGGGAGAUUGAUGGGCAUGAGCAUGGGGAGGAUGAUGGUGAAGAGGAUGAUAAUGGAGAGACUGGUGAGGAGGAGCAAGUUGUUGAGGAUGAUGGAGAGUUUGACGAUGAGGAAGAUGGUGAGGAGGAGGAUGAAGACUCCGAUGAAGGGUACUUGGUUCAACCAGUGGGGCAGGCAGAAGUUCAUCAUGAUACUGGAGGCAGUGACUUGGAGCCAGGGAAUGAGGAAGAUGAUCCUGAAGGGGAGGAAGAAGUUGAUGAUGAUGAUGAAUUGCAGAUGUUACCAUCAUCCUCACACCUUAAGAGGAAGAGAGAUGAAGACGAGGAGGAAGAUGGUGAGGAGGGGGAGGAGGAUGAUGAUGAUGAGGAGGAUGUUGUUGAAUAUACAAAGUCAUCAUCGAAGAAGCACCAUUAGCUCUUCUUCAAUCUCCUGGGUAAAGAUGUUUUGUUUGUGUCGUGAAGCAUGGAAAAAAGAGGAACUUGUUAGAUAGACUGGUUGUAGUCUGCUAGUGAUUUUGGGUAUUUCCCGCGUGGACAUACAUAUUUAGGUGAAGGAAUUUAUAUCUUGGGUGGCAUGUUGUUAGAUUCAAAAGGUUGUUAGCAUCGUCCCGCUUCUUCCCAUUUCCUAUAUAGCCGUUGGUCUUUGUUAAUUCAAAUGACAGUUAUGAAGGAGGGUUUCACCGCCCAUUCUUCAGCUCCCUCCCUCCCAGGGGUCUGUUUCUAAAUGGAGGGACAAAAGAGAGAAAGACUAGGUUCCCCCCCUCUGCCUGGGCCAAAGCUUGUUAUAAAAUUGCCUGGUAGAAACGCUUGUAGAUAGACUUCCUUCUUCCCUCUCUGCUUCAUUCAAUCAAAUGAUGGGCUUUUGAAGAA